Messenger RNA from Phycodurus eques (leafy seadragon), 4109 nucleotides. RefSeq names its product katanin p60 subunit A-like 2 (gene katnal2). Gene Ontology annotation, molecular function: protein binding; ATP hydrolysis activity; ATP binding. Lineage: Eukaryota; Metazoa; Chordata; Actinopteri; Syngnathiformes; Syngnathidae. Bases 82 to 1620 code for a protein of 512 amino acids. The transcript has 16 exons. The record is from RefSeq and is a predicted model, not a curated record.
ACCACAGAGCCUAUUCACGCCGAUCUUCUCCCAAAUACAAGACUCGGACAGACGCCUGACAGUGACUGUAUUCAAGCAGCAAUGGAGCAGAUAUACAAUAGUAGGAAGCACGCACAUCAAGCUCGAGAGGCGGAUGAUCUGAGGAUUGAGAUGAGGAAAAAGGCUCUUCUUAUCCUCAUCUAUCAACACCUAAUGGGACAAGGCUAUGUGGCCACAGCAGCGGCCUUGGAACAGGAGAUGAAUGGAGGAUUGAAGAAGUUUGAGGUGUGCGAAAAUGUCGAUUUGGAAAUGGUGUUAAUGGAGUACGAGAGUUAUCAAUACGUCAAGUUCCAGAAGUAUCCCAAACUUAUUAAGAAAGUGGUAGAAUCAGUCCUCUGUCAAGGUGAAAACAGAAAUACAAGAAGUGGUGGAAAUAAGAGGGCUGCCAGUUCAGCUGUGAAGCCUCUCCCUAAAAUCCAGCUUCCAAACCUUGGUGGAGAAUCAAGAGGGAAUGCUACCGCUCCUUUGCAAUCAUAUAGCGAUGAUUUAUUCGGUCUCAGUGUUUGCCCCAUUGCUUCUGCACAAGCUGGAGGAGGAUCUGUGACCAACAAGGUCCAGAUGCCUAACAGCUCAGAUGGUAAAGGAGACAGCGAGCAGGAGGAGCGACUGCUGAAGCCCCUCAGUGGUUUUUCAGGAAUGAGCGGCGACAUGACAGAAUUCGCCACAAUCAUCAAUAAGGACAUCUAUUUGCACAACCCCAACGUGAGGUGGGAGGACAUCAUUGGCCUGGAGGAUGCAAAGCGAUUAGUCAAGGAGGCCGUCGUCUAUCCCAUUAAGUAUCCCCAGCUCUUUACAGGACUCCUUUCUCCGUGGAAGGGCUUGUUACUCUAUGGCCCCCCAGGUACAGGUAAGACCCUGCUGGCCAAGGCGGUGGCUACUGAGUGUAAGACAACCUUCUUCAACAUAUCAGCAUCAAGCAUAGUGAGAAAGUGGAGAGGAGACUCCGAAAAACUGGUCAGGGUUCUGUUCGAGUUGGCCCGGUACCACGCCCCCUCCACCAUCUUCUUGGAUGAGGUGGAUUCAAUGAUGGGCCAGAGAGGAAGCAGCAUAGUAGGAGAGCACGAGAGCAGUCGCAGGUUAAAAGCAGAGCUGCUGGUCCAGAUGGACGGAGUGGCGAAAUCAGAUGAGCUGAUUUUUGUACUGGCAGCCUCCAAUCUGCCUUGGGAACUGGACCAAGGCCUGUUAAGAAGACUAGAAAAGAGGAUUCUGGUUGGUCUUCCUCCUGCACCAGCCCGUCAGGCCAUGAUCGCUCAUUGGCUGCCUCCUAACUCCACAGGAGAGUUGCAACUAAAAGCUGAGCUUGACUAUCAACUUCUGGCAAAUGAGAUGAAGGGCUACUCUGGCUCUGAUAUCAGACUGGUAUGUAAAGAGGCUGCAAUGAGACAAGCCCGCAAAAUCUUUGAGGCUCUGGAAUCAAAUCAGGCUGGUAGGAUCAGACAAGGAGACACAGGCAUGCUGGACGUGCAGCUCGAAACUGUGACAACACAGGACUUCCUGGAAGUCUUGGCACAUACCAAACCGUCGGUCAGCGGCGUGAUGGACAAACACACAGCCUGGGAAAAAGAUUUUGAAUCCGUCUGAUCGACCUCUUCAUUCACUCAAAGUUACUGGACAUGUUUGGCCUGGUUCAUAGACAUUUUACUUGGUGUGUUUUUUAACAUUAACUUCCAAUUAGAAAGCAGUGUUUACAUUUAAAAAGGCAAACCAUUUCUCAGAAAGCAGUCAUUAAAUAAUAUUGGGACAACUUUUUUAUUUAUGCACCAUUAUAACUAAAGAUGGUGAACAGAUGAAUAGCUAUAUAGUUAUGUACAUGAUGACAAGGUUCCACUCAUCAACCAACUGCCUUACGCCAAGCGAUGUUAUAGUAGGUUCUUAAGGAUGUGUUCAACAGCGUCUGGAAAAGUAUCGCACGUCAGGUGAGGAGGAGGGUUGGUUUUAUUCUCGUCUCCUUGCCUGUAUUUACCUGGGAGAUGACACCAGAGGUCACGUAACUUCAGGUGAAUUACACAGAGGGCCAUGGAAUAUAACUUCAAUGGAAAAGGUUCAUCUCACCAGUUCGGACCAGAAUCCCUAACAUUCCUGCACUCUGAGCUCCUCCUACAUCAUCUCUGGCAUCCUGCGAGAGCACAAAGCAAAUUUACAGUAAACCACCUGUGAAAUGGAAGGUGGGAUUGAAAGUUGAAUUCAAUGAAGUUAGCUGAAGUGAGUACACUUACAUCGCCUAUCAUGACUGCUUCAUCUGGACGACACCCCAAAUCAGCCAGAGCCUACAUGCACAAAAAAAGUCUUACACCUACAUUUUAAUAUGAUCCAAUAUGAGAUCUAUUGAAAAUGGCUGCCUUUAACACCUAAAUCAAAUAAAGAUUACAUUAUAAACAGUAUGAUGGAGUGGCAGUGACAAAACUACGCACAAUUUGUAAAAGCUUCAAGAGAAUGUUGGGAAAACAACCUGUGUGAAAAACGUUUUUUCAGGCUUUCCCACCACAGUAGCUUUACAGUCUGUGGCAUACUCCAGUCCAGUUACGAAGGGCCCGGGGCCGAGGGCCAAACCAUCUUUCCUUUUAUAGUAGCGAGCCUUAUGGAUUGCGAAAAGAGGCGCACCAUCCAGAAUCAGUCUAAGAGACAAAUCAGAGUACUUUAAAAUAAGGCGAUUACGGUUCACCAGCCUUUAUCAAACCAAGCCAUUAGAAAAAUCUCAUAGCUCACCACUGACAACAAAGCUACAAAAAGUACUGUAUACCAAAAUCAUCUCAAUUCACAAAUUUACAUGGUGUGAAAUCUGGGCCUGUUCAGUUGAACACAAAGCUAAUAUUGCAUAAUAAUCCAGGUUCAUUGUAUCUCCUGCCAUCUAGUGCAAAAGCAUUUAUUCUGCCCAGUACUAACAUAGAUACUGUAUAUGUUGUAGUAAAUAAGUCAUUUUCAGAUCAAUUAAGUGAAAUUAGAUCAUUUCCCAUAGAACGCCUGAUCUUGGUUUGGAAUCACUGGAACGGAAAACUAAUUUAGCACCAGGCACAUCCUAAAGACAAUAAUCACCUGAAAGCCUUGUUCAUAGUUUGGUAGUCAAAGUGAUCAGGAGCGAGCCCGAUGACAACAGCAUUUGGUUCGGAUGUGUUGAUACCUGCGAAGUGAAUCAAAACAUUGACCUUCAGGGUGACCAUUUGUAAAUUUUUUUUUUUUUACUGUAAAACUACUGCUAAAUAAGUGAAAUCAAAAUUAUUACAAGCAAUACCCAAGGAGGAAAAAUAAAUGUUUUGUUUUUUUUCAUGUACAGUUUUAUUUUCAGAUGUGUACCUAUGAAAUCUUCCAGAGCGCUGUCCUCCACUAGGAGCAACGGUCUGUAUUUUGUCUUCUCUAGGAGGCUCCUCGCGGCGCUCAGUGAUGUGAAAAUCUCUUUUUCCUGUAUGACAGAAAUUGCAACAUCAGAUAAGACUACAGUCAUUAAGUAAAUGUUAUUCAGCAUCAAGUCACAGAAGUUCUAUCAAAGCACUUUUAUUUAUUGAGCAGGUCAAGAACCACACUCUAUACAUUACGUAGUGUAUAUUGCAAAUGGUGACAGAGGCAAGGAGAAACUCCCUUGAAGGAAGAAACCUCAAACAGAACCCAGGCUCUGUGGGGUAACCGUCAGCCUUAGCUGGUUGGUUUGAGAUGGAGAGAAAGAGUAGAGUGACAGACGGAUUGAGAGAAAACAGGCUAGAGGUUAAGCAGCCAGGGGAGGGAUGCCAACAAUGGGCACAACAAUAGCCCUAUCAACAGCAAUAGUCCCAUAAUGACAGCAAUGACGAUGAUACUGAUCCGCUCCCUAAAUCACAUUAUCGUCAAAUUAGAGAACCGACAACGUAGAUACAGCUAAAUUUACAAAGAUUGACUCAGGGAGAAAUGCAUAAGAAGUUUAAAGUCCAUAUAUAGUAAAUGUUUGAUUUUGUAAAGAAAAAUACAGCCGAUGCUAUUUUGUGAACAGCCUAAUAAUAUCCAUCCAUUGUCUGUACCGCUUAUCCUCACUAGGGUAUUUUUUUUAUUUUUUAUAACAAUACAUAAUGAACCAACAACACACUUGAUACACACUUCUUAAU